AUGCAUCCUCCUGCCUCCCUCACCCUGCUCCUGUCCCUAUCCACGACAGCAAACGCUUUCCCCGUCCUUGACUUCCUGCUUCAUCCCCGAGAUAAGCCAGCAAAGUCAUAUUCCGUCGUCAACGUCGAGGGAAGUCCCAGCACCGGCUCUCCUGAUGUGAUCACCGUCACCAGGGAACCGGCCCAGGUGACCGUCACCGAGCGUGUUAGCGACCCCGUCACUCAGAUCUCGUCUGCAGUCCAGACGACAACGACCACGUCCAUCAUCGUGGUCAACGUUGAUGGAACAGACGCCCCGACGACUGUGACCAUCACCCCGACCCAGAAGCCUGCCCCAGAGCCAACAUCAGUACCCCCAACAACACCACCACCAGCUGCUCCUCCGUCAAGCACCGCUGCCCCCGAGCCACCAGCCUCAUCAUCAGACGUCCCCCAGCCGUUGCCUUCAUCAGAAGCUCCUCAGCCAUCGUCAGCUUCAUCCAGCACUCCUGAACCUGCUCCCUCGCCGUCUGUCGAGCCCUCGUUUUCAUCAGAGACCCCCCAGCCGUCGUCUGUCUUGCCGAGCACUUCUCAGCCCUCCCCCUCGCCAUCAUCGGAGGUCUCUCAGUCCUCUUACUUGGCGACAAGUACGCCCCAGCCAUCCGCGCCGGCCUCAAGCACCCCUGAGCCAUCACCCUCGUCCUUCUCAACAACUUAUGAACUGUCGAGCACUGUGGAACCAAGCUCUAGCCCGGCACCGAUUACAUCCGUCGACUCUUCUACGCCUCCCGCUGAACCGUCGACUUACACAUCUGAGGCCCCUGCGUCUUCUUCACCCACAACGUCCUUCGCUCAACCCAGCAUCCCCAGCAGCAGCGCUCUCGAGGUUUCUUCAUCGCCAGUCGUAUCUUCCACGCCGGUCGUUGUUGUCCCUCCUCCAUGGACAGAGACCCCGAUCAUCCCGACCUCAGCUCCUGCGACAUCAGCGGGGGAAAUCCCACCCCCUGCUCCAACACCGUCCAUCAACUCAACAUCAUCAGUCUCGACAUCGACCACCUCAUCAGAGCCUGCGUGGUCACCCAGCCCCUCCUCCAGCACAAUCAUCGUGCCGACUACCCAGCCCGAUGACAGUGCCGCUCCGACUACCUGGGCCCAAGAGACGACCACGCCUCUCCUCCCGUCAACCUUGCUCACCAGCAUCGUCAGCGUAACCACCUCCCCUUCUCCCGUCCCAACAUCCACCACCACCUACAACGACGGGUACUGGACUCACAGCUACGACGACGGGUACUGGUCAACCAGCAAGUACCCCGACGGAGAGCCCACACCGACUCCCGCGCUUCAAUCAUGA
Messenger RNA from Colletotrichum siamense, 1329 nucleotides. RefSeq lists its product as uncharacterized. The record is from RefSeq and is a predicted model, not a curated record. NCBI's taxonomy places the organism in Eukaryota, Fungi, Ascomycota, Sordariomycetes, Glomerellales, Glomerellaceae. The transcript has a single exon. The coding region runs from base 1 to 1329 and encodes 442 amino acids.